GGAGAAUGACUAAUUAACCUGAUGCAUGGAGAUGACCAGAACACAAGAAAACAAUGACUAGACUUAAGAACAUAAACAAGAGGAAACCAGAUCUAUCAGAAUAUAACUAAACACAUCUAACACCGGAACAAAGAAAGCAACAAAACUAACCAGAAGGAAUCUAAAUAACCAGAAAGGAAAAGAAAAGCGCCUGGCAGAGCCGAGAAGAAACCAGGAAGCUUUCUGUCACUGCUGCAAGAAGAUAAAGAGUUGAGGAAAGUUACAGCUUGUUGGCUCCACCUCCUCCGCCCUCCUCUGCAGCUACAUAAAGGUUUCACCAUCCCACUCUGACAGGACUUCACUCACAGAGAUCUCAUUAAGGUUGCACUGUGAGAACCAGUACGUCUGAACUUCUUCUUAUCCCCCCAAAAGAACAAGAAAAUGAGAGAGUGUAUUUCCAUUCACGUUGGCCAGGCCGGUGUCCAGAUGGGCAACACCUGCUGGGAGCUGUACUGUCUGGAGCAUGGCAUCCAGCCUGACGGCCGGAUGCCCAGCGAUAAGCCCACCCGUGGCUAUGAUGACUCAUUUACCACCUUUUUCAGUGAGACCGGCAACGGGAAGUACGUUCCCAGAGCCAUCUUUGUGGACUUGGAGCCUACUGUCAUUGACGAGGUGCGAACCGGAACCUACCGUCAGCUGUUCCAUCCUGAGCAGCUGAUCUCAGGAAAGGAGGACGCUGCCAAUAACUAUGCCCGAGGCCACUACACCGUCGGAAAGGAGCACAUAGAUUCUGUCCUUGACAGGAUCCGCAAACUGUCUGACCAGUGCACUGGACUCCAAGGGUUCCUGGUCUUCCACUCCUUCGGAGGAGGAACCGGUUCUGGCUUCACCUCUCUGCUCAUGGAGCGGCUAUCAGUAGACUUUGGCAAGAAAUCCAAGCUAGAGUUUGCCAUCUACCCAGCUCCUCAAGUGUCCACAGCUGUGGUUGAGCCCUACAACUCAAUCCUGACUACCCAUACCACCCUGGAGCACUCCGACUGCGCCUUCAUGGUGGACAACGAGGCCAUCUACGACAUCUGCCGUAGGAACCUUGACAUUGAGCGGCCAUCUUACACCAACCUGAAUCGCCUCAUCAGCCAGAUUGUCUCCUCCAUCACCGCCUCCCUACGUUUUGAUGGAGCGUUGAACGUAGAUCUGACGGAGUUCCAGACCAACCUGGUGCCUUACCCUCGGAUCCAUUUCCCUUUGGCCACCUAUGCUCCAGUUAUCUCUGCAGAGAAGGCUUAUCACGAGCAGCUCACUGUUGCGGAAAUAACCAACUCCUGCUUUGAACCAGCCAAUCAGAUGGUGAAAUGUGAUCCCCGUCAUGGAAAGUACAUGGCCUGCUGUCUCCUGUAUCGUGGCGACGUGAUGCCCAAAGAUGUUAACGUGGCCAUUGGCAACAUCAAAACCAAGCGCAGCAUCCAGUUCGUGGACUGGUGCCCCACUGGCUUCAAAGUGGGCAUUAAUUACCAGCCUCCAACUGUGGUUCCGGGUGGCGACCUGGCCAAGGUGCAGAGAGCCGUGUGCAUGCUCAGCAACACCACAGCCAUCGCCGAGGCAUGGGCCCGACUCGACCACAAGUUUGACCUGAUGUAUGCCAAGAGGGCCUUUGUCCACUGGUACGUUGGAGAGGGAAUGGAGGAGGGGGAGUUCUCAGAGGCCAGAGAGGACAUGGCCGCCCUGGAGAAGGAUUAUGAAGAGGUCGGCAUUGACUCCUACGAAGAAGAUGAAGAGGGGGAGGAGUAUUAAAAUCAGAUCUUUAGGAGGAACCUCAUCCAGAAGCUAAAUGAGUGCUGAUCUGCCAUUUAAUGGUGGUUAUUAAACACUCUAGAAUGGUUAUUUUAACAAGCUAAAUCCUAUUGUGUUUGGUUGUAUUAAAAACUAACUCCUAAACAACAAAGUGUUUUUUCUAAUAAAGCUGUUUACACCAA
Molecule: messenger RNA, 1952 nt
Organism: Girardinichthys multiradiatus
Lineage: Eukaryota; Metazoa; Chordata; Actinopteri; Cyprinodontiformes; Goodeidae
Product: tubulin alpha chain-like
Exons: 5
Coding region: 421-1770 (449 amino acids)
Biological process (GO): mitotic cell cycle; microtubule cytoskeleton organization
Cellular component (GO): microtubule; cytoplasm
Molecular function (GO): structural constituent of cytoskeleton; GTP binding
Source: RefSeq, a predicted model, not a curated record